AUGAUCGCCGGGCUGGAAGAAAUUACCGGUGGCGAUUUACUGAUCGAUGGCAAGCGGGUCAACGAUGUACAGCCCAAAGAUCGCGAUAUCGCGAUGGUCUUCCAGAAUUACGCGCUCUACCCGCACAUGUCCGUCUACGACAACAUGGCUUUCGGCCUGAAAAUCCGCAAAUUCGCCAGGGACGAAAUUGAACGGCGUGUACAGGAAGCCGCCGGGAUUCUGCACCUCCAAGAGUUGCUGGGCCGCAAACCCAAAGCCCUUUCCGGCGGCCAGCGCCAGCGCGUGGCCCUGGGCCGCGCGAUUGUGCGCCAUCCCAAAGUGUUCCUGUUUGAUGAACCUUUAUCCAACCUGGAUGCCAAACUGCGCGUGCAGAUGCGUACGGAAAUCUCGGCUCUGCACAACCGCCUGCAGGCAACCAUGAUUUACGUGACCCAUGACCAGAUCGAAGCCAUGACCAUGGGGGACAAAAUCGUGAUCCUGAAGGAUGGUCGCAUCCAGCAGAUCGGGAGCCCGAUGGAACUGUACAACAUGCCAUGCAACCGCUUUGUGGCUGCUUUUAUCGGCUCGCCGCCGAUGAACAUUGUGUCGGCCAGGGUACUGGAAGAAGAUGGCAGACUGAUCGUUGAUGAAGGCGGUCUGCGCUCCGAGGUACCAGCAGCCGCCCUCGAAAAACUGCGCGCUUACAAAGGAAAAGAAGUGCUGGUCGGCCUGAGGCCCGAAGAUGUCAAACACGGUGGAGCUGCCGAUCACGGCAGUAUCCGUGCCAGGGCUGAGGUGAUUGAACCACUGGGUGCCGAAACCCAUGUCUACCUGAGCACCGCCGGGAAUCAUCAGUUUAUCGUCCGUCUGGAGCCAUCAGCUCAGCUUGCGGUUGGUGACGAAAUCGUCUGCACGCCGGUACAGGAUAAACUGCACUUUUUUGACAUGGAGACGGAAUUGUCUCUGCUCAAUGGUGAUAAGGCUCCACAGCAGGACUGA
Messenger RNA from Saccostrea echinata, 978 nucleotides. Its product is annotated as oligosaccharides import ATP-binding protein MsmX-like. The transcript has a single exon. The record is from RefSeq and is a predicted model, not a curated record. The coding region runs from base 1 to 978 and encodes 325 amino acids. Gene Ontology annotation, biological process: carbohydrate transport. Gene Ontology annotation, cellular component: ATP-binding cassette (ABC) transporter complex, substrate-binding subunit-containing. Lineage: Eukaryota; Metazoa; Mollusca; Bivalvia; Ostreida; Ostreidae. Gene Ontology annotation, molecular function: ATP binding; ATP hydrolysis activity; ABC-type transporter activity.